AUGCGUCUUGCACGUGACCGAGAACAAAAAAGGGAAAAAAGAAAAGCCAGAACUGCUGAAGAACAAGAAAUGCAUAUUGAACAUGAACACAAUCAAAAACAAAAGAAAGUAGAUAUGGAAACUACUACUGAGCGAGAAGAACGUCUUGCACGUGAUCGUAAUCGAAAAAAAGAAAAAAGAGCUGCUGAAACUGUUGAAGAACGAGAAUUACGUCUUGAACAUAGGCGUAACAAUUGGAAAAAAAAAAGAACUACAGAAACCACUAAUAAAUAUAAUGAACACAAUUGUGAAUAUCUAAGCUCAGAAACUGAUGAAGUCUGA
Molecule: messenger RNA, 321 nt
Organism: Dentiscutata erythropus
Lineage: Eukaryota; Fungi; Glomeromycota; Glomeromycetes; Diversisporales; Gigasporaceae
Source: the annotation of a GenBank genome assembly